This is a messenger RNA of Emys orbicularis (European pond turtle), 1896 nucleotides long. It is a transcript of the gene MLPH, whose product is annotated as melanophilin. Lineage: Eukaryota; Metazoa; Chordata; Testudines; Emydidae. The record is from RefSeq and is a predicted model, not a curated record. Gene Ontology annotation, molecular function: small GTPase binding; myosin binding; actin binding. Gene Ontology annotation, biological process: intracellular protein transport. Gene Ontology annotation, cellular component: cortical actin cytoskeleton. The transcript is spliced from 16 exons. Bases 1 to 1896 code for a protein of 631 amino acids.
AUGGGACGGAAACUGGAUCUUUCCAAGCUAACAGAUGAAGAGGCCAAGCACGUUUGGGAGGUGGUUCAACGGGACUUUGAUCUGCGGAAGAAAGAGGAAGAAAGAUUGGAGGACCUGAAAUGCAAGAUUGAAAAAGAGGGCACCAAGAGGGAGCUCUUGUCCAACCAGUCCCAUCUCAACGAGACCCACUGCGUCCACUGCCUGCAGCCCUUCAAGUUCCUGGUGAACAGCAAGCGCCAGUGCUUGGACUGCCACUUCUACACCUGCAAGAACUGCAGCCGCUACCACAAAAAGGAGCAAGCCUGGAUCUGCGACCCUUGCCGCUUAUCCAGGAUUGUGAAGGUUGGCUCCCUGGAGUGGUAUUAUGAACACGUGAGAUCCCGUUUCAAGCGGUUUGGAAGUGCUAAAGUGAUGCGGUCUCUCUAUGGCAGGCUACAGCAUGGGCAGAAAAUGAAUCCAACGUUGCUAGGUCUUCAUGGCAGAGUUUACAGCUUGCCAGACAUCAACAGUGAGUGCCAGCUGCGUGCCAGCGGCGGGGUGCGCAGUGACAGCGAUGAUGAAGACGACCUCGUGGAUGGCGCCGAAGCUGAGCACUACACUAGGAUGCGCAAGACAAAGCGCCUGCUGUCUGUUCAUCCUUUUGAUUUUGAACUGGACUCAGAAUAUUCUGCUCAAUCACGCCGUCAAUCUGUGCAGCUUUCUCAAACGCCGGUCAACCAGGAUGGCCACCAGUCAUUCCCGGACUUCCCUGAUGCCGGUGAGGACACCUCCCGGAAGGAGACAAUGAUCGCUGAAGCAGACCUGGCUGCAGUGUUCCACCAGAUCCUUCAGGAGCAGGGACAACAUAUGACCCCUCCAGAGCAGGAGUUUAGCACCGAGGUCCGGCUGACAGUGAACUCACGAAGGAAGAGCCUGGAAAGGAAUCCCAAACCCGGCAGCCCAUGGACCGAGCGGCACCGACCCCAGUACUCAGCGGAUAUGGACACCUCGGAUGAGGACGUAAAAGGAGCCCAGAAGAUACCUGUCUACCAGCCCCAUCACAUGAAACGCCGAAACAGAGCCUCCUCCCAGGAGAAUAUAAACCACUCUGGAAAUCAGAUAUUUGAACUCAACAAACGCAUGUCAGCUAUUGAACACAUGCUGAACCGUCUGGAGGAAAGAAUCCUGGUGCACUCAGAAGAGUCUCUGGCCCCUGAGUCCCACACCAAUGCAGAUGUGGAAGAGGAGGAAUUGAAGAGGAAGCUGGAAGAGUUAGCCAGCAACAUCAGCGACAAAGGAGUUUCUUCUGAGGAAGACGAGGAAAAGAAGAAGGGUGAACCAAAACCCGAAAUGAGCUCCUCCAGGAGUGACUCACCCAGUGAUGCUCAGAAGGUCUGCACGACUGCUGGGAAGACAUCCGGGCUGGACCAAACCCCGAGGGACCUAGAGGAACGUGCGCGGCACAGCGGGACCACAGACUCUGAGCUGUCAGAGCUGGAGGACAAAGUGGCAUCAGCGGCCGUGCAGAUGCAGCGUGCCGAGAGCGAGGUUUCCGAUAUAGAGUCUCGAAUCGCAGCUCUGAGUGCUGCUGGGCUGACAGUGAAACCAGUGGAAAAGCCAAAGAAGAAAUACAGCACACAGCUGUUUAUGCUCCAGCCUCCCAGGAACGCAGGUAGCAGCCCAGGAGAUCAAAGUACGGACUCUUCAGAGAUGGCAUCACCAAAUGACUUCAAAGUAAUGUCUAUGCCACAGGUGUUAAGGAGAAAAUUCAACAGUUCCCUUGAAAUUGGCGACGGCGACGAAUCCUUUGAUCGAAACUCCAUUUACCGAGGCUCUUUGACACAGAGGAACCCCAACGGGAAGAACAGGAAAGCAGAUCGCGUCUUCGCGAAGCCUGUGAUGACCCAUCGACCCUGA